AUGGCGGACGAAUUGAGAGAAGGCCUUGAGGAGCGUCUUGCGGGUCAUUCAGCUUAUUUCAACACUUUGAUCGAAUUGAUACCGGUGAAACAUUACUUGCCUGUUGACGAAGAAGAAUUAGCAAGUAAAUUUUUUAAGAAUCGCCAACAGAAAGCUCCGAAACAGGUCAUCAAAGAAGCUUCUAGGAAGGCAAAACGAUUGAGGCUCGACCCAAAUCAGCACAAAACAGUUCAUGAAAUUCAAAAGGAGACUGAGGAAAAAGAAAAAUCGAAAAACUUUGGUGAUGAAGAGGAAGGCAGUGGUAUCGAGAGGACUGGUUUUAGUGUUGAAAAAGUCGAAAGUGGCAAUCUGGAUGAGUUAAGGUCUCGUCUUCAUGCCAGGAUUAAAGACUUUCAAAGAAAACGAAAAGCAUUCGACGGAAAAGAAGAGCAUAAGAAUGCAGGGACGAAGAAAUCUAAAAGCGAAGUCAAAGCGAAAAAUAAACAGAAAAUUGCUUCUGCGCAAAAGAACGUAAAACCCCCCAAGAAACAGGACUCAUCGCCUGCUAAGACUAUAUUGAACGACAGCGGUGAAGUUGUUUUUAGCAAGUUUGAUUUCAUGGAAGUAAAGAAAGAACCGAGACAUGGGACUAAAGCGAAAAACUACUCGAAACUUCUCGCAAAAGCUGAAGCACACAAGAAAAAGCUGGAAACGCUUAAGACAGAAGAUGCAGAAAAAGCUAUGAAAAUGAAGGAGGAGCAUUCAUGGAAACAUGCAAUGGAAAAAGCAGAAGGGGUGAAACAAUUUGAUGAUCCUAAAUUGUUGAAGAAAGCUAUGAAAAAGAGAGAGAAGGAAAAAGCAAAGAGUAAAAAGCAGUGGAAAGAUAGGACAGACUAUCAAAAGAAACAGACUGAAGAAAAGCAGAAACUAAGAAAGAAACACAUCCAGGAAAGGAUUGAAGCAAAAAAGGCAAAGAAAGCUGGCAAAGGAAAGAAAAAGCACAGACCUGGAUUUUAG
Porites evermanni is the source of this 996-nucleotide messenger RNA. The record is from the annotation of a GenBank genome assembly. NCBI's taxonomy places the organism in Eukaryota, Metazoa, Cnidaria, Anthozoa, Scleractinia, Poritidae.